Molecule: messenger RNA, 1611 nt
Organism: Seminavis robusta
Lineage: Eukaryota; Bacillariophyta; Bacillariophyceae; Naviculales; Naviculaceae
Source: the annotation of a GenBank genome assembly
AUGCCACUACGUCUACAAGAAAACAAUGCCACUGCUCCGUCUUCCCUUUCUGGCCAGCCUCAACAGCAUGAAAUAAACCGAAACAUCCGAUUGACUCUACUUUAUGCUCUCAUUGGAUUUGCAGGUCGCUCCAUCUGGAGCCAAAGCGUCUUGGCUACAUAUGUAUAUCUAUUAUCAGAUGAGAAUGCCCAAGCUCUUGGAUCCAUAACUGGUGUCAUGGGAAUGUGUCAAUUCUUGGCUUGCAUUCCCGCAGGCUAUGUUGCUGAUACUCACAGAAGGGAUUUUAUGCUCAAGAUUGCUUCUGCUAUGGGAUUGCUGGCCAUUGGCUUUACUCUUCUUCAACUGUAUGCCUUUGGAAACUCCUACAGCUUAUUGGUGGCAGCAUUGGCAGUUUGGGGCAUCUUUUGGGGUAUUACCAAUACCUCACUAGGAGCAAUCUUUGCCGAUUCCAUUUCUGAUGGAGAUCGAUCCUACUACUUUACACUGCGGUCUAUUCUCCUCAUUUUGGGAAACACUGUUGGACCCACCAUGGCACUCGCCCUGUUCUAUUUUCUGGGUGAUAAUUGGACUAUGCGGGAGUGUGCCAUUGUCAUGGGUUUAGGCCAAGCUGUCUGUUUGCCUGCUGUGUUGCUCUUGGUACUCUUGAAUGAUGAUGAUGUCCCUUCUUCUCAAGACCACAGAAGAGCACGAACUGCAACUGAGAGACAACCCAACCAGACCACAAGGAACUCAGAUUUGACAGAACCACUUUUGCCAACAAUAUCCCUUGAGCAGCCAACCCUCAAUGACGAUCUGGAUACUACAGAAACUGCUCAGGGCCAUGAGAACUGUGGUGGUGUUGAACAUGAAUACUCAUCCUUUUGUCAAUUGGAAGGUGGUGUGAAUGCUUCCAUAGAGUCCCCUGAUCAACAACACACUGAAUUCCUCUACUGCUGUGUACCAAAAUGGCGGGCAGCUGCCAUCCUGAUCAGCAUGGCAGAUUUGACAUCAGGCAUUGCAUCAGGCAUGUCUAUCCGCUACUUUCCCAUCCUCUUUCUUGAACAGUUGCAACUGAGUCCUGUCCAAGUCCAAGUGCUGUACCUGGUGGCUCCUUUAUGUCAAGCCUGUCUCAUGAUAUCUGGCCAACACUUUUCAAAACAAUAUGGCCGGUGUCAUGUCACUGUGGUACACAAGUGGAUUGGUGUUUCUUUCAUGUUAGUGCUUGUGCUGUUUGUUCACCUGGAUUAUCCUGCUUGGAUCAUUUGUGUUGUGUAUGUGGUCCGGACAGCAUUCAUGAAUUCAACUACCCCUUUGACCAAGAGCAUGUUAAUGGACAAUGUACCUGCCAAUGAAAGGGGCCGUUGGAAUAUCCUUGAGUCAGUCAACAUGUUUUCUUGGUCUGGAAGUUCCUUUCUGGGUGGUUUUCUUGUGUCUUUGCUGGGUCUCUUACCAACCUUUUGCAUCACAGCAAGCAUACAGCUUAUGGCAACAUUGCCGGUCAUUGCUCUUGCGCGGGCUGUCAAUGUGGGCCAAGACGGCAACGUAAGUGAUGAUUCGACGGCGUCAUCCUCGUCGUCGUCAGAAGAAGAACAAGGUGAGAGUACCGUUCCAUCAAGUGCAUCAGGAAACUGA